Molecule: messenger RNA, 603 nt
Organism: Lachancea lanzarotensis
Lineage: Eukaryota; Fungi; Ascomycota; Saccharomycetes; Saccharomycetales; Saccharomycetaceae
Source: the annotation of a RefSeq genome assembly
AAAAAAAAGAAGGUGGGCUCUGACAUCGAAAUCGUCAAAGGUACUAUCGAGGAUUUGAACAUGCCAAAGAAGUCCGUCGCUGCGUCUGAUGAUGUGGUCCAUUCGGGCUACAUCCAUGAUUUAAGCAAAUACCAAGAAAGCUGUUUGAUUGAGCGGAAGGCGACUGUGGUGAUGUUGAACGCUUUGAUGGGCACGAAUAAGCCCCUACGUGCUAAAUGCUGUGUGUUUGGUGUUUUCACCGGACUUUUACGGCAUUGAGGCAGGCCAAAAACAAACUAGAGGUGCGGGUUUCUUGCGUUCAAAAUUCGAGGAUGUUGCGCUAAGCUAGAAAGGCAAGGGUGUCCUUGCUACGUCUGUCACACGUCCACCAGCGGCAAGGGAGAUCCAAACCUUGUUACUACGUUGGUCAAUAUGGUGAGUGGAUCUGGGAAACCCGCUUACAUCGACGCUGGUCUCAACGUGGGGCCAGCAGUCCCACGCUCGCACGUUGGCCAUCUUUUCAAACUGGCGUUGGAAAAGGGCCGCGCUGGUUCGCCUUACCACGACGUUACUACAGAAGGUGUGCAGACCGAAGACAUUGCUGGAGCUAUUGGUGGUCUUUGA